Megalobrama amblycephala (Wuchang bream) is the source of this 1821-nucleotide messenger RNA. Its product is annotated as chymotrypsinogen A-like. Gene Ontology annotation, biological process: proteolysis. Gene Ontology annotation, molecular function: serine-type endopeptidase activity. The transcript has 6 exons. The coding region runs from base 170 to 1156 and encodes 328 amino acids. NCBI's taxonomy places the organism in Eukaryota, Metazoa, Chordata, Actinopteri, Cypriniformes, Xenocyprididae. The record is from RefSeq and is a predicted model, not a curated record.
UCCAGGGCGUGUACUGUAAAUACUGACAGAAAAAAAGGCAUCUCCAAAAAGAUGAGACUCGUGGUGGCAGGAGCAGAAAACACUUGAUGAAUGAGGCAGUACCUGCUUUUACAUCUCUCUAUCCUGACAGCUGAAGAAACAGCAGUCUGAACCAGUCCAGAACAUAAGUAUGAAGUUUAUCACAGCUUUCAGUGUUGUUGGAGUUAUACUUCUCAGCAUAGCAGGUUCUCUCUGCCAGUUAGAUGUGUGUGGUCGAGCCUCUCUCAAUGUCAGGAUUGUUGGAGGAGAGGAUGCGACGGAAGGAGAAUGGCCGUGGCAAGUCAGGAUUCAUGCCCAUAAAUAUUUGUGUGGUGGGACUCUGAUCAAUAAAGACUGGGUUUUAUCUGCAGCUCACUGCUUCAAAAAUUCUAGUAAUGUCAGUGAUCCUGUGAUGUACUUAGGGCGUCUGAAACAAUCCGGCUCAAACCCUCAUGAGAUAAUCAGGACAGCGAGUCGAAUCAUCAGACAUCCUAACUAUAACAGUUCUACUUUCAACAACGACAUAGCACUGAUCCAGCUCUCCUCUUCUGUGACCUUCUCUGAUUACAUUAAGCCGGUCUGUCUGGCGGCGGCUGGCAGUGUAUUUUCUGCAGGUACAGAUAGCUGGGUCACUGGAUGGGGCAGGCUACAAUAUAAUGAUACCAAGCUUCCUGAUACACUGCAGGAGGUGAUGAUACCCAUUGUGAACAACACUGACUGUGAUAAUGCUUACGGAGGGGGCAUCACAAACAAUAUGAUUUGUGCUGGAUUGUUAAAUCAGGGAGGAAAAGGAUCAUGUCUGGGAGACUCUGGAGGUCCAAUGGUCAGUAAGAAAGACUCCCUGUGGAUUCAGUCCGGCAUUGUGAGUUUUGGAAAGAGCAAUGGAUGUGCUCAACCCGAAUAUCCCGGUGUGUACACCAGAGUCUCUCAGUACCAGAACUGGAUCGAGUCUUACAUGAGCAGCAACCCACCUGGAUUUGUUGAAUUCAAAUCUGAUGUACAGCAGUCACCUCCAACUACAACUACAACUCUAACAUUCAACUCCAACUUCAGAAGUGUGCCCAACCUCCUCUUAUUUUCCCUUUCUCUCAUGUUCUCCAUCAUUCCUUUCACCUUCUCCCUCUAUCUCUCUUCCUAAAGAUUGAUUGAACAGAAACUCUCAGAGUUUCUUUGAUGAAGUGGACAGUUGUGCUGAACAUGUCAUUUAUAUGGUCAUUUAUUCUUUAUCUUUUUAAAAAUGUAUGAUUCAUGAAAAGCUCUCUUAUUGAGAUUAUAAGAGCAUACACUAAUGAAGUUCCUGCUUCUGCACUCUGAGAUUCAGCAUGUUUUCAUAAAUAGUAGAGAUUGACCAAUAUUGAUUUUUUUUUUUUUUUUUUUUUUUUUUAAUAACAAUAAUGUCUGAUAACCAGCAUAACUGAUUUAGGGUCUGGAGCUCUGCAUUGGAUCCUGCUUGUAGAAAAUGUAAUUAUCUUUCUUUAUUUCUUUAUCUUUAUGUAAUUAUCUAAUCAUUCACCAUGUUGUAAUCACACUGUCUAAGCAGAAUAAACACAAAAGAAUGAACUGACUUUGGGAAUGAUCUCUCUCUCUCUCUCUCUCUCUCUCUCUCCAUACUGUCUUAAUGUUUUUGUGUAAACCCUGAUACUGUAUUUUCAAGAUUAUUUGAUGAAUACAAAGGUAAAAAAAAAAAAGUUUAAAAAAGGUUUGAAAGUUAAAAAAUCUUUUGUGACAUUAUAAAAGUGUUUCCUGAUGAGUGUUUCUGUCUGUCAGAAGAAUCUGGAUCAUUGGACCAUCUAGAUCAGGGGU